Glarea lozoyensis ATCC 20868 is the source of this 1527-nucleotide messenger RNA. RefSeq lists its product as uncharacterized. The record is from RefSeq and is a predicted model, not a curated record. The transcript is spliced from 3 exons. NCBI's taxonomy places the organism in Eukaryota, Fungi, Ascomycota, Leotiomycetes, Helotiales, Helotiaceae. Bases 1 to 1527 code for a protein of 508 amino acids.
AUGGCCACCGCCGAAGACGAAAAACCCACUUCCCCCAUCCCCGCCCUCCUCCUGCCUUUGAUCCCGCAAGCCACAGUCCUCUCCUCCUCCCUCUACACCCACGUCUCCACCAACUUCCACGGCACCGAUGUGAUCCGCUCCGUGGCGGGCAUCAUCGCCGCCGCGCCCUCAAUCCUAACAACUUUCCACACGACCGUGGAAACCUACCCAGUUUCCUGUGAGGACAGCGUAUGUAUCAUCCUGCGCAGCCUCGAGAGGGAGUUUGAUAACGUGGAGAAAGUGCUGGAAGAGGCGUUGGGAAAGGAGGCGGAUGUGGAUUGGCUUGAUGAUGGGCAGAAAGUGCGCACGGGGAGGGGCGAUCCGCGACAGGUUGCGUUGCAGGAGGGGAUGAUGGCGGUUGGGCCGCUGGGGAGGGUGAUGGUGACGAUUGAGGAUGGGUUGGAUUGUUUGGCGUUUUUGGGGGUGAUGGCGAAGGCGAAAGGGUUAAUGGGGAUUGCUGAAGGGGAGAGGAGUGAUGAGCAGAAGAGGGAGAUUAAGAGGGCGGUUGAGCAGUAUGAUUUUAAGACUGUUCAGCGGGAGAAGAUAAUGAUCAAAGAGGUGAUUGAUGCGGCUUUGUAUCAGGAGAGGGCCGCGAGGAUGGAUGACAAUGUGUCGGAUUAUGGUGGUCACGACCGUGUUAUUGAUCGUGUUGUGGAGCGUCCGAUGACUUAUCGCGAAUUUGACAAUCGAAGUAUCGCUUCGUUUGACUCUUUCGCAUCCGAUCAAUUUGUCAAGCCAAAAGCAGUCUACGAGUACUGGAUCUUGCAAAAGAUUGAAGGUGAAAGUAGAGUUCGGUCGACAUGGAAGUUCUUUGGUCUUACAGCCAGAGAGAUGAUGGAUGACACGAGCUAUACAGUUGAAGGUAAACCGAGACCACAAGAAGAAAUGAAGGCGAAAGACGAGGAGACCCGAACGGAAGCCGAGUAUCACGCCCGUGAAGCAUCCAUCAAAGCGACCAUCUCAACCCUUUCAUAUCGAUUUCAAAAUGAACUUGUACUUCUGAUGCAAGAUCGCGAGAGGGCCUCUUCCAAUGUGCGCUUCCUCCGCGAGUGGAGCAUCGUCGAUAUCCAACCGCUCAAGCCCAAGGUCACAACCAAGGCACAAAGCUGGUCAGGAUGGUGGAAUGGUGAAGGAGGAAUCUCUCAAUGGGGUUGUAUCCUCAAAGGCGAGACAUCUUUCAAGCAAGAAGCCGGGAAAGACUAUGCAGCGAAUGUCAGAUUUCCAGAUAGAUUCCGAGAUGCGUUUAGAAAGUCGACUUAUGGGCCAGUGGUCAUUGAUCGCGAUUAUGACACAAGACGGUAUCCCGAAGAUGAGAGAGUGAUUCCACGGAGGCCAAUCGCGCCACGACAGGCAUAUCCACGACAGCGAAUCUAUCCGCAGAAACAAAAAGAGCCAACUCAAGAGAUGUAUAAGAGGGCGGUGGAGGAGCUGUUCAGCGGCCUCGAACAAUCGAAGGACGAACGUCAGGUGAAAGUCGAAGGUUUUUGA